Molecule: messenger RNA, 1708 nt
Organism: Egretta garzetta (little egret)
Lineage: Eukaryota; Metazoa; Chordata; Aves; Pelecaniformes; Ardeidae
Product: caldesmon-like
Exons: 7
Coding region: 319-1707 (462 amino acids)
Biological process (GO): angiogenesis; actin filament bundle assembly
Cellular component (GO): actin cytoskeleton
Molecular function (GO): myosin binding; actin binding
Source: RefSeq, a predicted model, not a curated record
UGUGUGAGGCUGCUGGUGUGCCUUUCUUGCUGUGCUCCUGCCCAAGCAGCCAGUUAUUCAUUUCCUUCCUACUAGUUGAGAAGUUUUCAGCCGCAGAGUGCCUGGGAUAACAGUUUGGUUAAUCAAAGAAUCCCUUGGGAGCUGAAGAGGCAGCAUCUUCCAGGCUCAGGGGCAUCAAAACUGUGAACACCUCUAUUUUCUGGAGUCAUCAUUUUGAAUUCGUCAGCAGCAGGUUUGUUACUGAAAAGCUCAGAAUACUUCCUUUGAUUGCCUUCCUAUUUGGAUCUUUCCGGAGCUCUGAACACUUGAACACCCACCAUGGAUGACUUUGAACGCCGCAGAGAACUCAGGAGGCAAAAGCGUGAGGAAAUGCGCCUUGAAGCAGAGAGGCUUUCCUACCAGAGAAAUGAUGACGAUGAGGAAGAAGCCGCCAGAGAACGUCGCCGACGGGCUCGACAGGAGAGGCUGCGGCAAAAGGAAGAAGAUCUAUCAGGAGAAGUAACAGAGAAAUCAGAAGUUAAUGCCCAAAACAGCGUGGCAGAAGAGGAAACGAAACGUACUACCACCACAGGGGGAACAGAUGACGAAGCUGCAUUGUUGGAGAGACUGGCAAGACGGGAGGAGAGACGCCAAAAACGUCUACAGGAAGCCCUGGAACGUCAAAAGGAAUUUGACCCCACGAUCACAGAUGGGAACUUGUCACUGCCCAGCAGGAGAGAAGUAAACAAUGUGGAAGAAAAUGAGACUACAGAGAAAGAGGAAAAGGCUGAAACACGCCGAGGACGCUAUGAGAUUGAAGAAAUGGAAACGGUUACCAAAUCAUACCAAAGGAACAACUGGAGGCAAGAUGGCGAAGAGGAGGAAAAAAAAGAAGAAAAAGACAAGGAGGACGUACAGGAGGAGAAACCAAAGGAGGUCCCCAUAGAGGAAAAUCAGGUAGAUGUGACAGCAGAAAAAUCUACAGAUAAAGAAGAGGUAGUAGAAACAAAAAAUCUAGCUAUAAAUGCAGAGGAACACAAAGCAGAGAAUGAUACAAAUGCUGUGGCGGAAGGGGAGCGGAGUAUAACUGAUGCUGUAGAUAAAGAUAAGCUUAGGGAUGAGGAAAAGGCUGAGGAAGAAAGGAAGAAAGCAGAAGAAAGGGAGAAACUUGAGGCAGAAGAAAAGGAGAGGUUAAAAGCAGAGGAAGAAAAGAAGGCAGCUGAGGAAAUACAGAAAGCAGAGGAGGAGAAAAGGGCAGCUGAGGAAAGAGAAAGGGCUAAGGCAGAGGAGGAGAAAAGGGCAGCUGAGGAAAGAGCAAGGGCUAAGGCAGAGGAGGAGAAGAGGGCAGCUGAGGAAAGAGCAAGGGCUAAGGCAGAGGAGGAGAAGAGGGCAGCUGAGGAAAGAGCGAGGGCUAAGGCAGAAGAGGAAAAGAGGGCGGCUGAAGAAAAGGCUAAGCUAGAAGCAGAUAAAUUAAAGGAAAAACAAAAGAUGGAAGAAAAGAAAAUAGAAGAUAAACAGGUAAAAGAGAAGAAAGUACAAGAGGAAAAACCUCAAGCAGCUUUCCUAAGAAAACAGGUAAAAGAUGACAAGGAUAAAGGAAAAGCACCCAAGGAGGAAAUGAAAAGUAUCUGGGAUCGUAAGAAGGGAGUUCCUGAACAAAAGGCACAGAACGGAGAAUGUGAACUCACUGCCCCAAAACUUAAACCUACUGAGAAUGCUUUUGGGUAAG